AUGAUUAAUCGUGUCCAGAGGUUUGGGUGCCUGACCAGGAAAUAUACGGGAGUCGGCAUGAGAGGCUCCAUGGAGGGGCAUGGGCUGAAGGAGAAGAAGCGCAGACAGCGAGGGAUGCAGAAGAAAAACCUAUCCACCGUGCCAUCUACCGGGUCAGGCGAAGCCCUGCGGCUAAGCAAAGGAGGCCAAGCGGCUUCCCGCCAGGGGACUCUAUGGUAUGGCCUGACGCAGCUCAACGGGGCGUCUCGGCAACCGUGGUGGGGGCUGGCAACAUCGAAAGAAGAUAACUAUAUCUCUUCCUGGCUCGUUGCAGGCAAGGCGUUUGAACGGUAUCGGAGAGCUGUGGCUGGUGUCCAAAAGGUGGCUUCGCUUGUACGGCUCAAUAGAUACGAGGAGGAGGGGGCGUUAGCCAGUACAGCACCUGAGUUGCACAACUAA
Molecule: messenger RNA, 438 nt
Organism: Eimeria maxima
Lineage: Eukaryota; Apicomplexa; Conoidasida; Eucoccidiorida; Eimeriidae
Exons: 1
Coding region: 1-438 (145 amino acids)
Source: RefSeq, a predicted model, not a curated record